This is a messenger RNA of Danaus plexippus (monarch butterfly), 723 nucleotides long. RefSeq names its product protein lin-52 homolog (gene lin-52). Gene Ontology annotation, biological process: regulation of DNA-templated transcription. The record is from RefSeq and is a predicted model, not a curated record. Lineage: Eukaryota; Metazoa; Arthropoda; Insecta; Lepidoptera; Nymphalidae. Gene Ontology annotation, cellular component: DRM complex. The transcript has 4 exons. The coding region runs from base 38 to 415 and encodes 125 amino acids.
UUCUCUAUAGUUGUUGUGUUGUUGUCAAAUUAGGAAAAUGGCCGCGAAACCAAAUUCUAUUGGAAAUGAUGGUCAACCCGCUUCUGAUGAUAUUCCUCUGACAUCUUUAGAAGAAAGCCUGUUAAGUUUAGAGAAGUUGGAUCGAGCCUCACCAGAGCUAUGGCCUGAACAAAUUCCCGGAGUUUCUGAUUUCGUUCCUUUGCAAAAUCCAGACCAAUCACCACCUUCUUGGAAUAAGGAUCUGACGAAAGAAGACUACAAUUAUAUGCAGCAAUUGGGCUCAUUAACAACAAGUAGUCUCAUAAUGGAAGUGAAGAAGCUCCACGACCUUGCUUAUCAAUUGGGUUUGGAGGAAGCCAAAGAAAUGACUAGAGGGAAAUAUCUAAAUAUAUUUUCAUCAAGACGGCAACGAUAAUGAAAGACUUAACUUUUUAGAUUGUAGAAAAUACUGUGAUGUAUUUGUAUGUAGACAUGUAUUGCUCAUUUUAUGAAAUUUUAUUGUAUAGAUUUAGAUAAAUAAAUGUAGCAAUAUGUUAAUUUAAGCAGCAAUAUAUUUUCUUUUAAUAUAUAUAUAAAUGCACUGAAGUUACUGUUAUUAAUCAACUUAAAAAAAAUGCAAUACUCAUCAGAGUGAAUAUUCAUCAGAACCUCCUUGAAUAGUGGAACUAUUUAAAUUCAAUACUGUGUUUAGUUAGUUACAGAAAAUAAAAUAACAUACUUGUA